AUGUCCUUUCCACCAAGAAUUAUUCAUGAGGGCGAGUACAUACUGAUUCCGACAAGAAGACCUCUACCAAUUAAUAGUACGACUAGCUCCGUUGCAAAUUCCCCUGCACUUCUGGGCCUGCCAGUUACAACCGAGUUAAAAGAGGAUACUAUUUGGAAGGACGACUUGGACAAUGAAUUGGCAUCCAAAGCCCUGUCUCUUAAACUUAACAAUUUGCCGCAAGAAGAGCUUCUCCCAUUGGUUCAUAGAUGGUCACACACGCACUCGAUUCUCAGUGUUGUGGCUGCACCUUCAAAGAAUCUUGUAUUGUGCGGCACCCAGGAUUCCAAGAUAUUGAUAGUUGAUAUCAACACAUACAGUAUCAAACAUGUUAUUAGCUGUGGCCAUAAUCUGUUUGCAGCUUCUGUACUUUGUUUAACUCUCAGCACUGAUGAAAACUAUCUAUUUAGUGCGGGGUCUGAUUCAUUGGUGAAGAUAUGGGACUUGACUCCUUUUAACACUUCCCAAGCAGUGACACAUGAAAUUCGCUGUACCCAUAUAAUUUACUCCUUGGUUGAUAUCGGUGAUAUAUUUUCUAUAACGUGGUCAGAACAGCUUUCAGUUCUUUUCAUUGGUGCACAGAAUGCAUCCAUUUUAUGGUGCAAACUAGACCUUGUUUCAACGCAAUUAAAUACGACCCAAGCAGAACAGGGAUAUCCUUUGGAUCGCUUACCACAUCUAAGGUUUGAUAAGUUCUUCGACUCCAAAGGACCAGGAGGGUCUAUCAACAGAGCUCAAUCGGAACAUCAACUUCUUCGCGAUAAAGACUUAGAUCAAGUCCGCCCGGUAUUGGUUGAAAUCAGCCAUAAAAAUGUCAUUAAAUUCGCCCAUAAUGGAUACGUUUACUGCAUGAGUUUGUUAGAUAGAACAAACGCUACCGAGUUUUGUGAGCUAUAUGCAAAGUUUUAUUCAACAACCUUGGUCACUUGUGGAGGAGACGGUGUAAUAAACGUAUGGGGAGUCAAGGUUCUCGAUGAUGACUCAUUAUCUAUUGAAGUCAUUUCACGGCUUGAGAAUGAUGAAUCAAUUCUUUCGAUGCAUGUGAGCAAUUCGUCUAUAUACGUUGGGUUAUCAAAUUCUAGUAUAAAUUCGUGGGAUUUGACUACGUUUCAACUCACAAGAUCUUUUCAUUUCGUAUCGGGAAAUGAUAACGGUGACGAGAUUCUUUCACUAUGCAUCAAUGAUGGAUACAUUUACAAAGCCACAAACACUGGAGGAUUAUGCAGAUUCAAGUUGAGAAACAACAUUGGUGAAAUUCCGAAAGAGAAAGGACAGCCUAUAUCCAGUAACGUGGAUUUCAAUCAACUUUUCCCUCGCGAGCUUGUGAGUGUCGAACAUAAUUCUGUGUUUGCAGUUCAAACGUUUCAUUCUCGCGGCGCCACUUUCCUUGUUUCUGGUGGUGCGGGUUCGUUAUGUCUUUGGAAUAUUACAAAUUCUGGAGAUUGUCAAGCCGAGAAAAAACGAGAUAUUAUGUUUGGCGAUAUAGAGGAGAACUGGACCAACGAACACAUGCUAGAAUCACUCAAGAACUUGAUCUCAUUCAAAACUAUUUCGAAAUAUCCCAGCCUUUAUUUGGAGGACUCAAGAGAAUGUGCGCGCUACAUUAGUCGACUCUUGAUGAGUUUGGGUGCGACUGACACAAGACUCUUGCCUGUUCCAGACUGUAAUCCUCUCGUGUAUGCUAAAUUCACGAGGAACCACAAGGAUUCACUACAUAGGAAACCAGUUAGAGUUUUGUGGUAUGGUCACUAUGACGUGGUUGAAGCGACAGAUAAGGAAGCGUGGAACACAGACCCAUUUUCGCUUACCGCUACUGACGGUGUUUUGUACGCUCGUGGUGUUUCAGAUAACAAGGGCCCCAUUUUAGCUGCUAUAUAUGCAGUUGCUGAGCUACAUAGCAAAGAGUUAUUAUCAGUAGAUGUGGUCUUCAUUAUCGAGGGCGAGGAGGAGUGUGGCUCGAUCGGUUUCCAAGAUAUUGUUCUUCUGCAAAAAAAAUUGAUAGGUGAGAUUGACUGGAUUAUGUUAUCCAACUCUUACUGGAUUGGUGAUGAUGUUCCGUGUCUUAAUUACGGCCUUCGGGGAGUCCUUAAUGCUUCCAUUGUUGUGGAGUCAGACAAGCCUGACAGACAUUCUGGUGUUGAUGGCGGUGUAUCAAAGGAGCCUACAAUGGACUUAGUUCAAAUCUUGGGUCUGUUAAUGUGCCGCUCUACUAAUAGAAUCAACAUACUGGGGUUCUAUGACGACGUUCUACCAUUAGAUGAAACCGAAUUGAGUCUUUAUGAGGGCAUUAAGAAAGCAGCAAGCACAACGGAUGUUGAUGAAAGUAACUUAGACUCUCUUUUGGCGAAGUGGAGAAACCCUUCGUUGACUAUACAUAGGGUCGAUGUGUCAGGUCCUAAAAACAACACUGUUAUUUCACAAUCAGCCCAAGCUUCUGUGUCUAUCCGUGUGGUUCCCAAUCAAGAAUUGGCCAAGAUAAAGGCACUGCUUGUCUCUCAUUUAGAAAGAGUGUUUGCAGAAUUGAAGUCCGAAAACCGCAUGAAAGUUAAUAUUUUUCACGAAGCGGAGCCUUGGUUGGGCGACCCUACGAAUUUGGUCUACCAAAUCCUUUACAAAAAGAUGAAGCUGAAUUGGGGUCCAACUGUUCCUGAUCCUCUUUUCAUUCGUGAAGGAGGAUCUAUCCCAUCCAUUCGUUUUUUAGAAAAAUCAUUCGAUGCUCCGGCAGCUCAAAUUCCAUGUGGCCAGGCCAGUGAUAAUGCUCAUCUACAAAAUGAGAAACUAAGAAUUAUUAAUUUGUACAAGCUUAAGAACAUCUUGUUUGACACAUUUCAAGAACUUGGCCUUGCAUAG
Molecule: messenger RNA, 2889 nt
Organism: Clavispora lusitaniae ATCC 42720
Lineage: Eukaryota; Fungi; Ascomycota; Pichiomycetes; Serinales; Metschnikowiaceae
Product: glutamine amidotransferase subunit
Biological process (GO): glutathione catabolic process; proteolysis
Molecular function (GO): protein binding; peptidase activity
Source: RefSeq, a predicted model, not a curated record